Molecule: messenger RNA, 1913 nt
Organism: Penaeus vannamei (Pacific white shrimp)
Lineage: Eukaryota; Metazoa; Arthropoda; Malacostraca; Decapoda; Penaeidae
Product: golgin subfamily A member 2
Biological process (GO): Golgi organization
Cellular component (GO): cis-Golgi network; Golgi cis cisterna; Golgi cisterna membrane
Source: RefSeq, a predicted model, not a curated record
AGCAAAGUUCCAACAUGGCAGAUUCGGUGCGUGAGCAAAAGUUAGCCGCUGCCAGAAAAAAGCUCCGACAGUUUCAGAAGAAAAAGGGCACAAAGCGAGCAGUUGAGUACAGCAGCAAAGAAACCACACCUGAUAUAGAGGGAAGCAUUGCUGAAGGGUCAAACCCACAGUCGGAGUCAGGUACAUUAUCCUCUAGAGCGUCAUCAGUUGACCUUGUUUCAGAGGAAUUCACAGACCAACCUGUAGCGAUUGACCAUGGAGAAACACACAGUGAUGUGUUCCCUUCCUCACAGGGAGUUUCAAGUGGCAUCGAAGUGGUCCAAAAUGCUGGCCCAGAAAAACAUGGAUAUGAAGACCAAAGAGGAGUACAAUUAAACUGUCAGUAUUCUGACUCGGUUCAGUCCCAUUUACCCAACACAGAGGGAAGUGAAAUGAUAACAUCAUCUACUUAUAAUUAUACAAAUGAAAACUCUCAAUUGACAUCAGAAGGGCAUGACUAUUCCCAGACUGUGUCUGUUAAUGGAAGUGGUGAUAACACAAGUCUGAACUCUGAGGUUCCUAAUUGUGUGCCACAACAGACAGCCAAUGAAACAGGAGGCUUUAAUCAGCAAAAUAAGCUUGCUUCAUAUUUCCAGUCAUCAUCAGACUAUAGCAGCACUUCUAGGCCAGACCCCUUUUCAUUAUCAUUGAGUGCUACAGAAGUUAUAUCUCCAGAUGAGAGUGAUAUAAGUACCAAAUCAUAUAUUGAAUCUGAAAACCUAGGAACGCAACUCUCAAGGGAACAAGAGCCAACAUCAGCAUUCCAGACAGUCAUUCCUUCAUCACAACCUCACACAGAACCAAUUGAUGAUCACAAAGAACCAACAGUCAUGGGUACUGAACCAGUAUACCAAGGAGAGCAAAAUUCACCAGAGACCUUUGAAAGAGAAGGAUCUGUAAGUUCAGAAACGACAGCAAGUGUGACAACAGCCAUACAUGUGACGAAGGGUGAAAGUCAAGAUGAACCAGUGCUCAAGUCUUCAUCUGAAAGUCUUCGACAGAUUUCCCUGCAGCUGAGUGGGCUGAUGAGUGAGAGUGAAGGAGCAGCAACAGACACAUCAAACAACACUGUGUUGGAGUUGGAACGUCGUAACAGUGAAUUAGCAGCCUUGUUGCAGCAGGAAUCUCAGACAUCACAGCAACAGUCUCAGUAUAUAGGAGAGAUGAAAGCACAUGUCGAGAGGCUUGAAGCAGAGUUGAAUGCUGCAAGAGGAAUCCUAAACUCCUCAGUUACCGGAGGAGCUCGUGAGGUGGAGAGUUUGAGGGAGCAGUUACAGGUUCACAUACAGACCAUCGGGAUCCUGGUGUCAGAGAAGUCAGAGCUGCAGACCUCUCUCACACAUGCCAAUCAUGCACUUAAACUGAAAGCAGGUGAAGUAACCGAGCUUGAUGGACGAUUGAGUGCAUCCCGUCAGCGAGUUGGAGAAUUGGAGGCAAGCGUAAAGGACUUGAACGUGCAGAGGGAUGCACUAAAGUCAUCACAAGAUAGCCUCUCAAAAGAUCUUGAUGCAUCAAAAAUGACGAACUUCAAGUCUAACAAGUUGUGUGAAGAGCUGAAGACUUCAAUUGCUGAAUUAACCGAACGAUUAAGCGUAAAAACGAGCGACCACGAGAAAUUGAUGGCACAGCUGACAGAAACCAAGAGUCAGUUGGCAAUGGCACAGCUUAAUUUGCAGCAGUUGAGAGAUGGUACAAACGAUGACCUUCAAACCCAGCUUGAAAAUGUUCAAGCAGCACAUAUGGAGAGUCAGAGGCAGUUGCAGGAGUGUCAGGCAGAACUAGGGAAGGCUCACUCAGAACAUUCCCAUGUAGCAGCUCAGUACCAGCAGUACACCACUCAGUUGGCAUCACAAAUGGAGGCUUUGCAAAAGCAG